CGCCACCCUCUCUCUCUCUUUCUCUCUCUCUCUCUUUAACCCAACUCUUUUCUUUAUGACUCUGUUGUAGCCAGUCCUUCCUCCAUUCUUUUUCCUUCCCCCCCCUCCAUUUUAUAAACCACCCAAACACCUCGUUCUACAGUCAUUCCUUUACAUUCCUUUACUCAAAAUAGUCCCUCAAGUCCUCUUCCUCCUCUCCUCAUUCUUUCUUACUCUCUUCUAACAUAUACUCCAUCAUGAGCCACUUUCACCAGAGCAGUCCAUCUCCACUCGCACACGCCGUCACCAUCAACAGCAACCAUCUUCACCAUUCUCCUCCGCAACCUCAACAUCAUCAUCAACAACAACAACAACAACAACAACCAAAGAAACGCACUCGCGUAACCCCGUCGCAGUUGACCAUUCUGGAAGAAACCUUCGCCAUUAGUGCAACGCCAGAUAACAAGAUGCGCAAACAACUCGCACAAAAGCUUCAAAUGCCAGAGCGUUCGAUUCAGAUUUGGUUCCAGAACCGUCGCGCCAAGGUGAAAAUGCUACAGAAGCGUGCAAUGAUGCGAGAAGAACAAGAAGCCGCCAAAGCUCGAUUGUAUGCAGAAGCAGCUGCCUAUGUUCAUCAACAACAACCUUAUUGGUACCCGCGUCGGUCGCAUCAAUAUCAUCCUCACCAUCAUCAUCCACAAGGAGGAGCUAAAGUACCCAUCCAACGUGCAUGGAGCUCCGACAUUGUUUCAUCGUCGUCAUCUUCUUCUUCAACAGCAGCAGCAGCGACAUCUAAUCCUGCUCCUGCGCCGCCAUUUGCGGGUCCCCUUCCUCCUCCGCCACCACCACCACCUCCACCAGCAGCAGCAGCAACACCGUUUCCUCCUACAUUUGCUGGUGCACCGCCACCACCACCACCACCACCUCCUCCUCCACCCUUCACAACGGCUACACCGCCACUUCCAUUGUACCUCAUGCCAAAUGAAACCAUGGGCUAUCCGGAAAAUGUGGAUGAUAUGCGAUUUAGACGAAUUGAUAGUGAACCUGCACCCAUGAUCCAUGACCCAUCCCUUUCACUCGGUCCAGAUCCCAUUGCCGCUGUACCAACAACAACGACAACGACAACUCACGACGGACUGAUUACAGCCAACACGCUCACUGUUGGCACCUGGCACCGUAUGAAAAUCACCCAACAAGACCUACUGUGCUACUACCACUCAGCGGACCGAACAUUCGCAUGGCAUAUCCGAGACAGCGACUACCAUUUCAAGAUGGUGCUCGCGUUCGACACCAUUGCUUCUAUUGAGAUCAACAGUCUGGCCGACAAUGUUUCGGCAGAUAUCCAUCUGGACCUGACCGAGCCACCGUUGUUUUUCAUGGAAACGAAUGCAGCCCUUGGCGACGGCAGCGACAACAACAACAAUUGGAUCCAAUGCAGUGAUUUUACUGAAGGCAUGCAAGCAACAUGUAUUCUUCGACACACGAUCCGUGGCUUGACAGCCGAUCUGCGUCAGGAAUUGUUUAAUAUUGCCAGUAUGGACGAUGGGUUGUGUCACAUCACUCGGUUUUCCAUCGACACCAGCUCAUCCUCGGCUGAACCAGGAGGUCCUCCCUCGGGUGUUUUUGUCGAUGACCCAAACAUGUUGUGGCGACAUCAGAGUCUGCCCUUGGGAUUCGGUGGUUGGACGGACGAGUCCUCUUCUUUUUGAUCUCUUUAUCCAACCUUGGUCCUUCUCUUUCUUUCAUUCUCUCCAAUCUGCCAUCUCUCACACUCACACAUAUUUAUUAUAAAUAAUUACACAUUGUUGCAUCAUCACUUAUCUACCCCCCCCACCCCCAACCGCCGCACACAACUCGCAAUGCACUUAUCCCCCUCCAACCUUUGUUAUAACAACAACCACUCUUACCCAACAAUCAUUAGAGCUGUCCCUUUUUUUUGGCCAACCCACACGUGUUCCUCUAUACAUCAUUACAUGUUUCGCACAAUGCAUAUCUAUUAUUAUUCUUAUUAUCAUUAAAAAAAAGCGAAAACUUCCUUAGAUAUCACCCAAAAAAAAACUGUGUAUCAAAACAAGGAACGCGUUUGUUCCAAAUGAAUAACGCGUGCCUACUUUAGUUUUCGCGUAAAUUUUGG
Zychaea mexicana is the source of this 2113-nucleotide messenger RNA. Its product is annotated as homeobox domain-containing protein. The transcript has 2 exons. Gene Ontology annotation, cellular component: nucleus. The coding region runs from base 237 to 1688 and encodes 483 amino acids. Gene Ontology annotation, biological process: regulation of transcription by RNA polymerase II. Gene Ontology annotation, molecular function: RNA polymerase II cis-regulatory region sequence-specific DNA binding; DNA-binding transcription factor activity, RNA polymerase II-specific. The record is from RefSeq and is a predicted model, not a curated record. Lineage: Eukaryota; Fungi; Mucoromycota; Mucoromycetes; Mucorales; Lichtheimiaceae.